AUGGAGGAGCUGAGCCACGCUUCCCCUCGCCAGCCUUCCCCUCUCGACCUCCCCCCAAAAGUUGUCGAUCAAGCCGACGAAGCUAAUGGACAAGGUUCAAGUCCCUCAUCGCCUCUCGUGACUUCCAAGUCAAUUAACUUACCUGCUCUUUGCACCGAAGACGUCGGUGCUCCUGCACCUAACACCAACAAUUAUUCUUCAAGCUCGAACACGACUCGUUCGAAUUUCGACAUCUCCCCCUCCCCGAAACUCCUCCCGAAUCAAAGUCCUCCCCAUCCCGCGGUCCGGGAUUCUUCGUCCCCCUCUUCGGCCGACCGGCCUGUCAUGGGUCAUCCUUCCUGCGUGUCUGACUCCUUCAGUAGACAGGAUACGACAUCGUCGACGUAUCCCACCUCUGACAGCAUAACAGGUCCACCCGAUCAGACAGGAUCCGAUUCUUCAUCCGGAGAUAAAGUUCCUAAAGCUGAAUCUUUCACUUCUGGUUUCCAUAAGCAUGAUAUCUCUUCAUCAAGAGAAGAGUAUUUCCAAGGUUCUAGCGUAAGCGACAAAGACCAUCAUUCAAUGAGUAGUUCUAUAUCAUCUUCAAUGAGUGGCUCAUAUUCAGGGUCGGAAAACCAUUCGUAUCCACCGUUCGACUCACAUCCUUCGACGGAUCUGAGAUCCUACCACCAAAAUUCGCCAAAUCCAGCGAAUCCUCUAAGUCAACAAUACCUGCCGCACAAUACGUCCAUGCAGAACUCCCCCUCUACCGCUGCCAGCUCAACGGAACAGAGUUUAUCGUCAUCCUCAUCUUCGUCGCUGCUGCAGAAACAUAGAAAUUCGCCAUUCAUGCAUCGGGAUUCACCUUUGUCGAACGAGUCGUCUUCCCAACACCUCCAUCCCCACGGCUCCCCUCGCAUGCAUCCCCACGAUUCUCCCCACUUCCACCACCAUCACCAGAACUCUCCACAUCUCCCCAUCAAUCCGUUGAGUUACCAAGGUGGACGAUCCAUCGACUCCCCUCUCAACCAAAGUUCCCCUUUACGGAAAGGUGAUGGUGGUCCGCAGGAUGGGAGGUAUCACCUAGAAUUCAACCCCGCCGCUCUUCACCGUCCACCCCACCAUGCGAUGCAGCAGUCUCCGUCCCCACAUAGACCGUACAAUGAGGGUCUACAGAUGAAGGACUCGCCUCAUCAUAGCCAACAUGACGCCCAGCAAGACCACUACCAUCAAUCCAUCAAGUCCCAACACCAGGGUGGACAUGAGGGCUACUGGAACAUGCACAUGGACUCUUUAAGCAACAAGCUGAGCAAAGAUGGCGGCAACAAAGACUGGUUCGACAGCAGCAGCUCCGACGCCCUCAUGUCGGACCGAGUGAACCACAAAUCUGACCCAGACCCAUACCAGGCCUACCAGGGUGGGGCCCAGAUGCCCUCACAUCAUGCCAUGGGGGGUCCUGACCCCGGAACACAUGAAAACUCCCCACUUGGACCCCAACAGCACAUGGCAGCCCCACAUGGCGGGUCUGCAUGUCACGGGUACUCCCCACAGCAACAACAGAGUGGCGGGGCAUCAGACCAGACCAUGCAAAGUACACAACACUACCCCAACUACCCGGGGCAUGGCAUGGGAGGAAACCUGUCCCCCAUGUCCCCAGGAUACCAGAAUUCAGCCUCAAGAAAUCCCCCUCCCCACGUUCCUCCCCCACAUCAGCAGCCGUACCACGGUGGUCAGUACCCAGGGGAUCCACAGCAGUACGGCCAGAUGCCCAUGCCCCAACAGCCGUACUCCGGCCAAGGGUGCCACAUGGGUCCGCAGGGCAUGGGGCCCCGUGGGCCUACGGGAAGGGAAGGAGACCCGUAUAGUUUCGUGGAUGAAUACACGGGACCUUCACCCAGACCCGUGGAUGAAGUUCUGGGCAACCAGCAACCCAAGAGAAGAGGGCGGAAACCCAAGCACAUCAAGCUCAUGGAGAACGGUGGGGAUCCGAUGGCAAUCGCAGCGGCGCUUGCGGCUCACGAGGCCAAGAAGAGGAAGAAGAAAAGCGUCGACCCUGAGGCCGACCUCAUGCCCACCAACCUUAAUGACCCACUUCUGAUGGCGGCGGCCCAGGCGGCCCACGAGGCCAAGAAGCGCAAGUUGAAGGCCCUGGGCCCGGACGGCAAGCUGGGCCCCGCGCUCAUCAAGCCCAGGAAGAAGAUGGACAGAUUUGAUGGCCUCGCGGAGGACGAGGUGGUCAAGCGCGUCCUACCUGACCAUCUCGGGCCUAACCUCGACAUAGUGAUUAUCUCUAAAUUCCCAUUCCAGAUAGGCAUAAAUCCAGGUUUGUUUGCGGCCUACAAGGGGCACCACUACGCUGGACCUGGCAACCACUUCUUAUCCCUCUCCCCUCUAGGGAAGUGCCUCUUCCUCUCCGGUCUCAUCCCCGAGCCGCUGACGUGUGACGACGACCACCAGCUCCUGCACCACGGCAUCGGCUUCACCAACAUCGUCGCCCGCACCACCCGCGGCUCUGCCGAACUCACCCGCAAGGAGAUCAAGGAGGGAGGUCAGCACCUGCUGUCAAAGCUGCAGCAAUAUCAGCCCAGGAUCGCAGUCUUCAACGGCAAAGGAAUCUACGAGAUCUUCUCCGGCAAGAAGGAGUUCUCCUUCGGCCGCCAGCCUGAGAAGAUAGAGGGCACCAGCACGCACGUGUGGGUGAUGCCGUCGUCCUCAGCCCGCUGUGCCCAGCUGCCCAGGGCCUUGGACAAAGUCCCCUUCUACACUGCCCUUAGAAAAUUCAGGGACUUCCUUAAGGGCACCUUAGACGAGCUCAAGGAGGAGGAUAUCGCCUUCGCCAACGUCAAAAUAAGGAACCUCAAGAAAGACCCUGAGAAGAUGGCAGCUCUUGCCGGCGACUCCAUCUUGAAAGGGGAAGCGAUCGUCGAGGAUUUCAUGGGAAACGACAUGUUGCACCCCCGGGACAUGCUGGCUGAGGACAUGCACAAGAGUUUAAUGGGCAGUGACAUGCAUAAGUCCAUGGGUGAAGAAAUGCACGUCGAUAUGAUGGUCAGGGAGAAGAUGAUCAAGUCGGAAAUGAUGGACAAUAUGUCGGUGGACGGAAUGGGCGCCAUGCGGAGAGAUGGCAUGGGCGGGGGCAGCGGAGAAGACGGCAUGAGAAGAGACAUGAUGGGUGGAGAAGAGGGCAUGAAGGGAGACAUGAUGGGCGGUGAAGAGAGUAUGAGACGAGACAUGAUGGGUGGAGACGAUGCCAUGAGGAGAGAUAUGAUGGGUGGUGAAGAGAGUAUGAGACGAGACAUGAUGGGUGGUGAAGAAAGCAUGAGAAGAGACAUGAUGGGUGGAGAUGAAGGUUUGAGACGAGACACAAUGAUGGGGGAUGAGUCUCAGCGAGACCUGCUGUUUUCUCCUGGAGGGGACGGCAGCAUGAUGCUGGGCGAGGACGCCAUCAAGAUGGAGAUGAGCGACCUCUGCGUCAAGGAGGAACUCGAGGACGACGAGGACGUCGCUAAGAUCACCCCGCAGUCCCUCUUCAAACUCAACGGCAUGUCCAGGGAGCAGCUCGAGAGCCUUGACUGUCCCACAAUCCCCAUCAGGAAGAAGCGGGGACGACCCAAGAAGACCCCUGAUGACCCGAACCUUCCCGACCGCCCGCGUCAGCGGUCCCUGUCCCAACAGCAGCAGAUGGGGGGCAUUGGCCCCCCAGGGCCACUUGGUCCCCCCGGGGCCAUGAUGUGUAAUGGGUUGAGCUCCCCACUGAUGGAUGAAAUUCCCCGGAAGAAGCGCGGGCGACCCAAGAAGCUUCUGCCCGACGGGUCCAUCCCGCCGCCCAAGCGCCCGGGACGCAAGCCUAAGGCCCUGAAGGAGAUGCUGCAGCAGGCCCAUGGCCCUCCCAUGGGGCACAUGGGGGGCAUGUCCCUACAUGAUUCCCCCCACCACAUGGCUCUGAACCACAUGAACGGCAUCAUGUCCCCACAGGGCUUUAGCCCCAACCACAACACGCACACGUUCUCCCCACAGUACGGGGCUGGGGGACAGCCUCCCGUCAUGGGGCAACAUGGAGGCCCUGGCAUGCAUAGCCAGCAGCAAUACAUGCAUUCCCCAAUGAGUGGGAUGCAUCAGGGGAGUGGGUUGACCCCCACUCACCCCGGUGGGGGAGGGAUGAGUCACUCAACCCACAACGGGCCUCUCACCCCAGGCUCUAAUAACGCGGGCCUUCACCCCGGUAUUCAUCCCCACAACCCCCCGGGGAGUGGCAGGGGCAACACCCCACAUCAAUUCGGCCAGUCCCCAGGAUAUACCUCCCUCUACAGCAGCUCCUCCUACUCCCCCGCUCCCCCAGGACCCUCCCUCUCCCACUCCUCCUACCCCGACAUCAUGGGCUCCCCCAUGCUAGCCCCCACUCCCCCAAUGGGUUCAUCGUUUAUGGGGUCUCCGGGGCUUAUGGGGUCCGCGAGCGCCAUGUCCCCCAUGUCAGCUGGGGGAGGAAUGGGUGCCAUGGGUGCGAUGGGAGCCUUACACUCCCAAAUGUCAGCAUCACAGCUCCCCUACCCAUACUCUCAGUAUGGGGACGCAGGUCCUCCGCACUAUCCCUCCCCAGCCUCCCACUCUUCAUUCCCCCACUACCACUCCUCAGCUCCCCCUGGCUUCCACGUGCCCUCCCCUCGCUUCCCCUACCCCUCCCCCUACAGCAACUCCCCCUAUGCCCAAGGCUACCCCCAGAACGCCAUGUUCGAGCGCAUCAAGCACUCGGGCAUGGGCAUGAACUUCGGCAGCUUCUAAGAUACGAAUUUGCUUUAAACUUUUUCUUUUAUUGUUUCCAAAGGCAAGAAAAAAGGUUUCUAUCUUGGCGCAUGUGAAUAAUACGCGUAUGUGGUGCGUAAUCAAUACGCGUAUGUGGUGCGUUAUUAUUACGCGUAUGUGGUGCGUUAUUAUUACGCGUAUGUGGUGCGUUAUUGUUACGCGUAUGUGGUGCGUUAUGAAAACGCGUAAAGGGUAAGCUUGGGCAAGGGGCCACGGCUGAGGGGUUGAUACCACAGCCUGUGGCAAUAUCUCCCCUCUGAGUGUUUGUAAAUAAUGAGGUGUCUCUUUAUCGCAGAUAGAACAACUAUCCUUAUAACGAUGUUGAUAACGUUUUAAGGGCGUACCACUUUAG
Molecule: messenger RNA, 5131 nt
Organism: Hyalella azteca
Lineage: Eukaryota; Metazoa; Arthropoda; Malacostraca; Amphipoda; Hyalellidae
Biological process (GO): base-excision repair, AP site formation
Cellular component (GO): nucleus
Molecular function (GO): mismatch base pair DNA N-glycosylase activity
Source: RefSeq, a predicted model, not a curated record